Alligator sinensis (Chinese alligator) is the source of this 2076-nucleotide messenger RNA. RefSeq names its product lysyl oxidase like 4 (gene LOXL4). Gene Ontology annotation, cellular component: membrane. NCBI's taxonomy places the organism in Eukaryota, Metazoa, Chordata, Crocodylia, Alligatoridae. Gene Ontology annotation, biological process: peptidyl-lysine oxidation. Gene Ontology annotation, molecular function: protein-lysine 6-oxidase activity; copper ion binding. The record is from RefSeq and is a predicted model, not a curated record.
AUGCCAGAGCUUCCUCCCGUGCCCACUUCCUCCCGGGACAACGCUCCCAAUUCAGGCCCGAGCCUCAGCCCUUCCGCACGCGCCGGGGGCGCCAGCGCCUGCCAGCACAGCGAGGACGUCGGUGUCGUGUGCUCGGGCCCGCUCCCGCCCCGCGCACCCAGCCUGGCCCCCGGCGCCCGCCUGCAGGGCUCCAGGCUGGAAGUGCGGAUCAAGCCCAUCCUGGCCUGGGCCAAGCUGAGCGUCCCGGUGACCGAGGGCGUUGUGGAGGUGAAGUACGAGGGGCGCUGGCGGCAGGUGUGUGACGCCGGGUGGACGCGGAACAACAGCCGGGUGGUGUGCGGCACACUGGGCUUCCCCCACGAGGGCCACCUCGACACCAGCUUCUACCGGAAACUGUGGAACUCGAAGCUGAAGGACCCGCUCUCGAGCUUGAAGACCCUCAGCCAGAAGAACACGUUCUGGAUCCACCGCUUCGGCUGCCUGGGCACCGAGCCCCACCUGUCCCAGUGCCCGCUUCAGCUGGCCCCCCCGGGCCGGCCCCGGCCCACCUGCCCCCAUGGCAUGCACGCCGUCGUCCGCUGCGUGCCUGGCCCUGAGUUCCAGAAGGCCAAGACCAAAGCCAAGGGCAAGCCCCUCCGCAAGGUGGCCAAGGUGAAGGGCCCGGCGGUGCGCCUCCGGGCGGGCGCGCAGGUGGGCGAGGGCCGCGUGGAGGUGCUGCUCCACAGCCAGUGGGGCACCGUGUGCGGCCAGAGCUGGGACCUGCAGGCGGCCAGCGUGGUGUGUCGGCAGCUGGGCUACGGCACGGCCCGGGAGGCUCUCGCCAGCGCCCAGAUGGGGCAAAGCCUGGGCCCCGUGCACCUGGCGGAGGUGCGCUGCUCCGGCUACGAGCGGGCGCUGGGCGAGUGAGCUUCCAGGAGGCGGCACGUGCCCCACAUGGGCUACAAGAGCCAGGUGCGCCUGGCAGGGGGCCGCAGCCCGGAGGAGGGCGUGGUGGAGGUGCUGGUGCCCGUGGCGGGGACCCUGAAGUGGGGCGCCGUGUGUGGGGCCCAUUGGGGCCUGAGCGAGGCCAUGGUCGUCUGCCGGCAGCUGGCGCUGGGCUUCGCCAGCCAGGCGCACCAGGAGACCUGGUACUGGCCAGGCAGCCGGGACGCGGGCGAGGUGGUGCUGAGUGGCGUGCGCUGCGCGGGCACCGAGCUGUCACUGCAGCAGUGCCAGCACCACGGCCCCGUGCACUGCCCCACGGGCGGGGGCCGCUUCUCCGCUGGCGUUAGCUGCACCCGCACGGCCCCGGACCUGGUGAUGAACGCACAGCUGGUGCAGGAGACGGCCUACUUGGAGGACCGACCGCUGAGCCUGCUGUCCUGCGCCCACGAGGAGCGCUGCCUCUCGAGCUCCGCCGACCACAUGGACUGGCCCUACGGGCACCGCCGCCUGCUGCGCUUCUCCUCCCGGGGGGAAGGAGCCCAGGAGCCAGCCCGCGGCCGCCUUCCCCGUCCCCCUGACCGCUCCUGCCCCCGCAGGCACUACCACAGCAUCGAGGUCUUCACCCACUACGACCUGCUGACGCUCAACGGCACCAAGGUGGCGGAGGGGCACAAGGCCAGCUUCUGCCUAGAGGACAGCAACUGCCACGGGGGGCGGCAGCGGAGCUUUGCCUGUGCCAACUUCGGGGAGCAGGGUGUGAGCAUGAGCUGCUGGGACACCUACCGGCACGACAUCGACUGCCAGUGGAUCGACAUCACUGACGUGCGGCCGGGCAGCUACAUCUUCCAGGUGAUCGUGAACCCCCUGCGCGACGUGGCCGAGUCAGACUUCUCCAACAAUGUCGUGCGGUGCCAGUGCAAAUAUGACGGGCAGCACAUCUGGAUGCACGCCUGCCACACAGGCGAUGCCCACGGGGCCGAUGUGCUCAGCGUCAUGGAGCAGCAGCAGCGCCUGACCACGGCCCGCCCGUGGCGCGGCUCCAGCCCUGCCCAGCGGGCGCACAAGGCCGGGGCUGUUGGGCUGCGGCUGAGCAGGGCGGAGGCCUGCAGCUGGGAGCGCGACGUCAACAAGCUGCCGGCGGCACAUUCCUGA